UGGAAAGCCGGCCAAUUAGCAAAUCUUGUACAUCGCACCGAUGCAAUUGUCAAAAAUCUCGCCAUGUCAUUGGAUGCGCAUUCAGGGUCGCAAUACAGUAAUGUAGGUAAAUUGUUACGACAGAACAGGAAUUGCAACAUGCAGCUGGAUUCGCCAACUCCCCGUUUCACAAUGUCUUCGACUCGGGCAAUCGACGAAUGAAAAAAUCAGAUGUUGCAGUUUCGAACAGAAAUCGUCAUCACACCGGCAAUUCUUCCAAUUGUUCUUUUGUAUAAUACGAAUCUCCAGCAAACGUCAUCUCCUUCCUCUUAAAGCUCUUCCCAGCAGAAACAUUUCAUGGGCAACGAUAUUCAGCAAGUGAUAUUCAAUACGUUCGAUCACGAGUUACGAAAUACUCACUUUCAAACGCGUCAUGAGUGGGAAGUUGGAGAAGACGAACAAGAAAAAGCAAGAAUGGGAAAGUAUAGCGCAUGAAGUGUUCUAGGUGAUCAGAGUUAGAAACAGAGUCAGUGUGGUACCAGUAUGUAGUUAAAAGAGGGCGGGAGAGCGGGUGAUGUGCUAAGACAUGCAUUAAGUUGCAAACGCGUCCAGUCACCGUUCCACAUCCCGUCCCCUCAUGCACUAAGCCUCCAUCAGUGAUGAUUGCACAGUCCUUAUCCUAAUGCAUCACAUAACCUCCCAGUCUCCGCCAUCAUCACGCUACCUCCAGUAGCCUAGCUCAGCCAUGGCUUCGUCGCUCAAGUACACACGUCACCAGUACGGCGCGCACGAGCUGCAACGGGUCGGAGUUUGGGACCUUGAUAUAGCCGACAAGGCCAAAUACUGGAUUAUCUUCAUCCACGGCGGCGCAUGGCGCGACCCGCGCGUGACGCACGAGGUCUUCGCACCCUCUAUAUCGCGCAUACUUGAAUCCACCUCCGAUGGCACCAAAUCCCCCAGCAGUAGCAGCAAUGUUGGAAAAUCUAGCAUCGCGGCAUUCGCCUCCAUAGACUACCGCCUUAGCCCGCACCCGGACUUCCCGCAGGACCCGGCCCGCACCCCGAAGGACCAGCUCCGCGACGCCAGACACCCGGACCACCUCGACGACGUCAGGGCCGCGCUCGCCUUCCUGCAGAGGAGUUAUGAUUUCGGCGCGCGGUACGUGCUGCUCGGACACUCGGCCGGCGCGUGUCUGACCUACCAACUCCUCGCGACGGCGCCCCCGCUUAGCUCUAGCUCACGUUCUGGUUCUAGCGCGGACGAGACCCGGAAACGGGAAAGGGGCGGUGGCGGUGGCGGUGGCGACCCGGAAUUACCCGCGGCCGCGCUCGGCAUCGAAGGGAUCUACGACAUGGCCGGCCUCAACGCGCGCGUCGGCGGGUCGUACGCCGAGUUCCUAACCGCCGCGUUCGGGCCCCCGGGGCGCUGGGACGAGGCGGCGCCGAUGAAGUUCGCGGGACGCUAUCGCGAGCGGUUUACUACCGGGCUCGCGGCGCUGGCGCAUUCGCCCGACGACGAGCUGGUGGAUAUGCCGGAGACGGAGGGCAUGGCGGAGCGGCUGAGGGGCGACCUUGACGAGGAGAGGGUGUUGGUGUUUAAGGAUUUGGAGGGCUCGCAUGAGGGGAUUGUGCAGGAUGGGAGCGGUGUUGCGAGGGUGGUGUUGAGGAUCUUGGAGGUUUUGGGAGGUGCGGAUGGAGGGUCGUAGGGAGUGGUGAGGGGAUAGGGGUGUGGUGAUCUGGGCGGGAGGCUGAGAAUGAGGAGGGUGAAGGUAUGUAGUAUUCCUAAACUUACUCGUCCUAGGUCAUCUGUGCAUUUGCUUGCCCUCUAUUUCCUAUGUUUGCUCCAAUAUGUGCUGUUCGAGAAAAGACGUUAGAGUUCCAAGGUGAUUAUCUAGUCAUGUCGUGUUCUAUUCACGAUUUAACCGCAGCCCAUGCGCUCUACAGCAUAGAAUACACGCUAUUAUUAGACGUCAUAUUAUUGGUACAUACGCUCGCCAUCCCUCCAUAUUUUAUGCCCCUAUCGAAGGAUUGAUAAGCGGCUAGAUAUUACAGCUCUGCUAACCUAGUUCUGCGAAUAUUGGUCAAGGGAAGCUAGACUAUACAUGACAGACAAAACCUAGUAUACGGAUGUACAAGUAGUAAC
Annulohypoxylon truncatum is the source of this 2121-nucleotide messenger RNA. Its product is annotated as alpha/beta-hydrolase. The coding region runs from base 725 to 1684 and encodes 319 amino acids. Gene Ontology annotation, molecular function: arylformamidase activity. NCBI's taxonomy places the organism in Eukaryota, Fungi, Ascomycota, Sordariomycetes, Xylariales, Hypoxylaceae. The record is from RefSeq and is a predicted model, not a curated record. The transcript is spliced from 2 exons.